AUGCCCCUCCAACUCAAGGAGACAGUGACGCGCCUCGCCACCAUCUCCAAGCUCCUAGUGCUAUCCUACAUAAUAGACUGGGUCUUCAUAAUCGGUAUUGCUUUAAUCGGCUAUGGCUUUUACAAACAAGGACCAAACCAGCAUGCUUUCAGUCUCACAGAUCCUACGAUCAGCUUCCCGGAACACACAGAAACCGUGACCACCACAACGCUCAUCCUCGUCGGGCUUUUCGCGCCAGCCGUUCUCAUCUUCCUGAUCUCAUGGAUCCUCGUCCCAGCAACCGCCAGUCGCAAUGAUGGGUCCAAACCGCCCGCGGCGCAAUACAUCCGUCGCAAGUUCUGGGAAUGGAAUGCCGGCUGGAUGGGGCUUGCGCUGGCGCUUGCGAGCGCAUGGACAGCCACUCAGGGAUUGAAGGUGCUCGUCGGUAAACCGCGACCUGAUCUCCUGGCUCGGUGUAAUCCGGACCUUUCGCGGAUUGCGGAGUUCACCAUCGGCGGGCUUGGAGAUAAGGUGCGCGGUGCGGCGACGCUGGUUUCAUGGGAAAUUUGUCGCGAUCAGUCUAAUUCGUUGCGGAUGGAUGGUUUCGCAAGCUUCCCCAGUGGCCAUUCAUCCUUCUCCUUCGCCGGCCUGUUCUAUCUAACACUCUGGCUGUGCGCAAAAUUCUCCGUCGCGUUCCCUUAUCUGCCCCAGUACCCUGUUGAAGACCAGAGCUACGCGAACGACCACUCGUCUGUGCGGACGCGUGGGGCCGCGCCGCCAAUCUAUCUCAUGCUGCUUUCUUUUUUCCCGACCGCGACAGCGUGCUUCAUUGCCGCAUCGCGCUGGUUCAACUAUAGGCACCACGGCUUUGAUAUCCUGUUCGGGUCUGCCCUUGGUAUAUUUUUCGCUUACAUCGGCUUCAACAUGUACCACCUUCCGAUCCGGCGCGGAGCGGGCUGGGCCUGGGGUGCGCGCAGUCGCAAACGCGCAUUCGUCCGCGGUGUUGGGUUUCCCAGUUCGCUGGGGACGGAUAGCUGGGCGUUUGACACACGUGGUGCGGUUGGGCAUGCGGAUGUUGAGAAUGCGCCGGGUGUACCGGAGACGCCGUAUGAGCAUGUCAAGCCGGGUAAUUCAGAGGGUGCUAGAGUCGAAGCUUGA
Molecule: messenger RNA, 1137 nt
Organism: Penicillium soppii
Lineage: Eukaryota; Fungi; Ascomycota; Eurotiomycetes; Eurotiales; Aspergillaceae
Product: phosphatase PAP2 family protein
Exons: 3
Coding region: 1-1137 (378 amino acids)
Biological process (GO): phospholipid metabolic process
Molecular function (GO): phosphatidate phosphatase activity
Source: RefSeq, a predicted model, not a curated record